AUGUCCAAAACGGAAGAAGAUACCAUAGAUUCCGGUGCUUCUGCCGGUUCCGAAGCCGAGGAAGUGCCUACCGAAACCAAGAAGAAAGCCAAACAAUUCCGCAAGAAGCUAACCAGCUUGGACAAGAUGCAAAUUCACGACCAAAUCAUCGAAGCACUGGAGACGCUAAAGGAACGCAAGGGAGCGUCGCUGAUCGCAAUUAAACGGUACCUGGAGGAUAAUUACAAAACCGAUACGCAGCGGCAGAGUGCCCACAUCCGGAAGAUAAUCAUCGAUGGGGUUGAAAGUGGCGAUAUCAUUCGAACGAGAGGAGUUGGUGCUUUCGGUCGGUUUAAGAUUGCACCUACCACUAAGAAAAUUACAAUAAAAAAGCGCAAAGCUCCCGAAGACUAUCAGGAGAUUCCGGCUGUAAAGCACCGACCGAAGACCGGCGGAAGGACAAAACCGGGUCCAGCUUCCGUGGCUGCUAAGCAAAAACCAACUAAGCCCACAGGAAAAGCAGAGGAAGCUAGCCCGGUCGCUCCCAAAAAACGGGGCCGUCCAGCGAAGAAGUAA
Uranotaenia lowii is the source of this 555-nucleotide messenger RNA. Its product is annotated as histone H1A, sperm-like. The coding region runs from base 1 to 555 and encodes 184 amino acids. Gene Ontology annotation, cellular component: nucleosome. NCBI's taxonomy places the organism in Eukaryota, Metazoa, Arthropoda, Insecta, Diptera, Culicidae. The transcript has a single exon. Gene Ontology annotation, molecular function: structural constituent of chromatin; DNA binding. The record is from RefSeq and is a predicted model, not a curated record. Gene Ontology annotation, biological process: nucleosome assembly.